This is a messenger RNA of Neopsephotus bourkii (Bourke's parrot), 603 nucleotides long. Its product is annotated as centromere protein P-like. Gene Ontology annotation, cellular component: chromosome, centromeric region; nucleus. NCBI's taxonomy places the organism in Eukaryota, Metazoa, Chordata, Aves, Psittaciformes, Psittacidae. The coding region runs from base 169 to 603 and encodes 144 amino acids. Gene Ontology annotation, biological process: CENP-A containing chromatin assembly. The record is from RefSeq and is a predicted model, not a curated record. The transcript has 5 exons.
CUGAUGUAAAGUUAAAUUUGGUUUCUUUUAACAUGUUUAACUUGAUUUUUUAAUAUGAUGGAUGAUAUCAGUUGGUACUUUAAAUAUGACUAAUGGAAGAGAUGCAAUAGUUGUUGUAUUGGAAUUCUGAUCAAGUAUUAACUUCAUUUUACAACAGCUAGAAACAAAAUGUUGAGGAAGCACAGAUUAUCAGGGAAUUGCUGCUCGUCUUUUCAAUUGGAAUCCCAGCUUUUUGAUAUGCAGAACAAAGGAAAUGUGUCUGCUGCUAUUACUGAUCUCAGUAUUAUAAUGGAGCCUAGGGGAAAUUCAGAUUUGGACAAAUUUGUGUCAAGAAAAGGGGUCUUUAAGAGCACCAGAGUUAAAAACUUGGCAUUCAGUUGUAAUUUCCAAGCCCAUCAUGCUUUGGAAGAAAACAGAGGAAUGCUAGAAUACUUAAGCAAAAUCUUUUUAAAAGAAGCAAAAUUCAGCAAGCUAUUUUCAACCAGCAGUGAAAAAUGUGGAAGUCUUUUAACAUUUUUCAGAAGUCUUUCAUCUUAUGCUGAAUGGUAUGAACAUUGCAGUUGCACCUUCCUACAUUUCAAGAAGCUAUGCAGUGAUCUGUGA